UAUCUCACCAGCUCACCCUCUCCCUCUCAUUUACCCCUCUACCGCCCUUAUACUACAUUACAUUUCCCUCCCUCUCUCAUGUUAAGGGGAUUCACUUAUUUAGAGUCUUGGACAAAGGCUGUGUGUACAUAUUUUUGGGUCGGCUUAAACCCACACAAACUGGGAGAAAUCUAAUUAUAAAUCUAUCGGUGAGCCAAGCCGAGCUCAUCGUGGAGUCUAGACCUUCAAUGAAAGAGGUUCUGUGAAGCUCCAGGACAACAAACGUCAACAUCAGGUCCGUCUGAGCCGGUUGGAUCAUCAGCCUUUUUUUCCAGGACACAGGAGCCUCAUAGAGUGCUCCACACUACACGUCUCAAGCUGUCUCUUCGGCUGCUUCCAGCAAUUAUUAUGGACAAUGAGGACGAUGAUGAUGGCAACUUUACCAAGUGGAUGAGCAGUUAUUGGGGCCACGGGGUUGGGGAGGACCACGCCAAAGAGAGGAAGAGGAGCUUCAGGAGGCCGUCCCGCAAGAAAGCUGACCGCCGUGCAUCACUGCCUUGCAUGUCUCAGCUAGAAGCCAUGCAGGCGAAUCAUCUCCAUGUUAACACCAUGGCCCCUGUGCCUGUCCAUCUAAAGAGCCGUGAGGACAAAGAGGUGCACUCUCACCCUCGCGCCCGCCGUGUGUCUUCAGAUGAAAGCAGCCGAAACAAAGUGGGACCUGAAUGUCACAUCACCACCAUCCCUGAGCUCUCUGAGUGCUUAGAGAGGAGGCUGCGUUUCCACAACCACAAGGCAGAUGCAGAUAGCAUAUGUCUCAUUUGCCAUGAAGGACUACGGAAAGAAAGGGGGAGUUUCCAAGAGCUUUACUGUGGCCAUCAUUUUCAUAAAGAGACAAAAUGGCCCGAGCAUGGCACACGGCCACGUAGUGGGAGUUCUGCACCGGCGUGUGAACGAGGAAAGGAGAUACCAUUCUGUCCAGGACAAGAGGAGUAUCGGUUGCCCCGUCGCCAACUCUCUUUACGUCGACAACGUUAAUUAUUUUCAGUGUAACAGUGUACCAAUAAUCGUUUAGAUUUUGUGUUUACCUACACACCAUAUUUGUUUUAAAGUCCUCAACAGGAUCUCUAAUUUGCAGGGAUUCUUUGUUUUCCUCUCUUUUAUUCAUUAAUUAAUCGUUUAAUUGUUCAGUAAGUCAUUUAUAAUUAAUUUUUAUAUGUAUAUUACAAUAAAAAAGUGAUAAGUUUUAGUACUGUCUGCCAUUCUUCUGUGUUUAAGUAUCCUGAAUUUGCAGGUCAUAUGUCAGGAGUUGCAAUUGAGAGGCUAUAGCUUUUUAAAUGCACAUGCUGGAAAUUAGCUUGUGGCUAAUCACGCUACUGUAAUGGAAAUCAAUACAGGGGCACAAAUCUGACACUCAUAAGGUCAACAGAUCUGUUUUUGAACGUGGAGUUGUCAUGCAAGCGUAUUCAUGUUGUACACUGCAUAGUGACAUUUAGAGCAUUGACAGUGAAAUCGACAUUGUUUCCUUUAGCAUUUAUGCUUUUAAAAAAACUCGUAUUUUUUAUUCAUUAACCAUUAUUCAAGCAUUUAAGCAAAAUGUAGAUUAAAAGAGUUUUAUAUAUCCGUAUAUAUAACACAAACGUCAAUUCAGACUGAAAGUAUAUAUUUUGUUUAGCGUGUCGCUCUUUAUCAGCAAUGUUUCAACAUUUUGUAGCAUGUGCAAAUGUAUGUUACAAUUAUUUUCAAUUUUCUGUAUUACAGCUAGACUCUUAAUGACCUUCCAUCGUUUGGCUUCCCUCUCUUUCAGUGCAUUGAAAAAUGGUUUUGGCAGAGACAGUCAUGUCCCAGCUGUCGAGUUCAUGUGACCAUGCCUGCGCCCAUCUACUGGUCCUCUGCUCGCAUUCAUUUUCCCUGACAAUGUCUAUAUUUUUCACCGCAUGAUCAGUUCUAUGUCUGCUUGCUGCAUGUGACUCUGUGCACUGAUUUAGUGUUUAUAUGUAAAUAAAAACAAAAUAAGACCAUAAUCUCUGGGUGAAGACAAGGGCUUAAAACUUUAGCUAGCUGUCUAGCUUUCCUGCAUGGUUAUACAGCCUGUUGCUUGCAUAUGCUGCAUGAGAUUAGACCAUUUAGAAUAUGCAUGUUCUUAUUAAUCUCAAGAGAAUUUGUACUUUGUCCUUUACCCUCCUUUUAUGAUUUACCCCCUCUUUUUUUCUCUAUGGCGUUGUGAGUUCGACUAGGCUGAAAAAGGCACAUCUGACGCCAACCCCACCCCUCACAGUAACAUCACUAGCUCCAUUGAGUGCUUUGUGUCUGAGAUUGCAUGUCUGAUAUUGCAAGUCUCAGCUUACAGCAAGUCCGCAGUCAAAUACUCUUGGAAAAAUAAUGCAUGCUAAGUGUCUAACCUCAUGAGUCUUUUUGUUUCGUCAUCUCUCUCCACUCUGUAUUCCACAUUUUGCACAUCUGCAUUACCUGUUAAUGUACAAAUGCCAAAUUCCAGAAAAAAAUGUCCAGGGUGUUAUAAUAAUCUAAAGUGUAAAUGAUUGUUUCAGAGUUAUAUAUGUUGUUUGUACCAAAUUCAUUCAUGUAAUUAAAUAUUUAGAGGUUAAGAAAUUCC
This is a messenger RNA of Danio rerio (zebrafish), 2590 nucleotides long. NCBI's taxonomy places the organism in Eukaryota, Metazoa, Chordata, Actinopteri, Cypriniformes, Danionidae. The record is from RefSeq and is a predicted model, not a curated record.